AGCCUCACUAAACCAGCGAGAUGCCCCGAGUCGAUGCAGAUCUCAAACUGGACUUUAAAGAUGUCUUGGUUAGACCUAAACGAAGCAGCCUCAAAAGCAGAGCAGAGGUAGAUCUCUUGCGCACCUUCACAUUCCGGAACUCCAAACAAACCUACACAGGGAUCCCCAUUAUUGUAGCAAAUAUGGACACUGUGGGAACUUUUGAAAUGGCACAGGUUAUGACUAAAUAUGCAAUGUUCACUGCAAUACACAAGCAUUACUCUCUGGAAGAGUGGAAGCUAUUUGCAAGCAAUCACCCAGAAUGCUUAGAGCAUAUAGCAGUGAGCUCAGGCAGCGGAUUGACUGACUUUGAGAGGCUGACAAAUAUCAUAGAGGCCGUUCCACUUAUCAAGUACAUUUGUCUGGAUGUGGCCAAUGGAUACUCAGAGCAUUUUGUGGAGUAUGUGAAAGCUGUCCGUGUCAGAUUUCCAAAGCACACCAUCAUGGCAGGUAAUGUGGUGACAGGAGAGAUGGUAGAAGAACUUCUUUUGUCUGGAGCAGACAUUAUCAAAGUGGGAAUUGGACCAGGAUCUGUGUGCACCACUCGGAUAAAAACCGGAGUGGGUUACCCACAGCUGAGUGCGGUCAUUGAAUGUGCAGAUUCUGCCCACGGAUUGAAAGGCCAUAUAAUUUCAGAUGGGGGAUGUAGCUGCCCUGGAGACGUUGCUAAAGCUUUUGGAGCUGGUGCUGAUUUCGUGAUGCUUGGGGGCAUGUUUGCAGGGCAUGAUCAAUGUGCUGGGGAGGUCAUUGAAAAAAACGGCAAGAAAAUUAAGCUCUUCUAUGGCAUGAGCUCUGACACCGCUAUGAAGAAGCAUGCAGGAGGUGUUGCAGAAUACAGAGCUUCAGAGGGCAAAACGGUAGAAGUGCCUUACAAAGGGGAUGUAGAAGACACCGUCCGUGAUAUCCUGGGAGGCCUGCGAUCUACCUGCACCUAUGUGGGAGCUGCCAAACUCAAAGAACUGAGUCGAAGGACAACUUUUAUUCGAGUAACUCAGCAGCACAGCCAAGUCUUUCAUUAGCCAAAGAGGAAAAAACUGAGCUUGGAGCUGUGAAACGUGCUGGCUUUACUUCUUCUUCCUCUUCUUUCUUUUUUUGGGUGGUGGUGGUGAGGGGGUUUGGCAAUACAGCUUCCUGCUGGCAUACACCAAGCUAGGAAAGAAAGUGGAUUGAUUGCCACCAGAGUUUAUUGUAGUGGCGGGGUUAAGCAUAAGGAGGAUAAGCCAUAAGCUGCCACUAGGUCUACGAUCAUAAUUUUUUGUUCAAAAUACGGCACUAUCUUUUUUAUUGCCUUGGCCUAUUUAAAUAAGAAAUCUAGUUUGAUCUUUUAAUGAUAACCCGUGAAAGUCACCCAGAUCUCAAUGCAUAGUAUCUUUGUCUGCUGAAAAAAAUCCUGUUACAAAUAAAAGCAAAUCCAUUUA
Messenger RNA from Elgaria multicarinata webbii, 1457 nucleotides. RefSeq names its product guanosine monophosphate reductase (gene GMPR). The record is from RefSeq and is a predicted model, not a curated record. Lineage: Eukaryota; Metazoa; Chordata; Lepidosauria; Squamata; Anguidae. Gene Ontology annotation, molecular function: GMP reductase activity. Gene Ontology annotation, biological process: nucleotide metabolic process. The coding region runs from base 21 to 1058 and encodes 345 amino acids. The transcript has 9 exons. Gene Ontology annotation, cellular component: GMP reductase complex.